Thrips palmi is the source of this 964-nucleotide messenger RNA. RefSeq lists its product as uncharacterized. The record is from RefSeq and is a predicted model, not a curated record. Bases 368 to 781 code for a protein of 137 amino acids. NCBI's taxonomy places the organism in Eukaryota, Metazoa, Arthropoda, Insecta, Thysanoptera, Thripidae. The transcript is spliced from 4 exons.
UUGCCACAGUGUAGGGGGAGGCUGUGGAAGUCCUUCGACGCCAAGGCAUGGCCGAGAUCAAGGAGCAGAGCACUUUGCGAGCCAACCUGCAGCCGGUAGGGGUUGGAGGGCAUCCUGCUCGCCUACCCGCAGCCCUUCGACGUCUCGAGCGCGACGAGUCCUGCACGAAACGAGGGCUAGCUGCUAGCUGUUCUCCAAGGCGCUUCCCGGCAGGACCUACGCCCUUGCAUUGCGAGAAGAUGGCCAAUGGGGCGCCGAAGAUGAAGCAGCGCCGUCGCUUUCUGCGCCAACGCCCCGGGCAGCCAGGGGAUCCCCCUGCUCAAGGUGCCCCUGCUGGUGAUCUCGAACUCAGAUCAGAUGUUUUACCAUGUCGCACCAGGGUCAGCGUCUUAGGCACGGGUUAAGUGCCAUCAUCACUACCAUCCUGCAGGCGCGUUCGUCAUUCCAAAGGAAGCUCGCCGUUUAUCUGUUUAUCGCUACCAACAUCCAGACACCCGCUGUAAAAAGUUAUUCUGUGGAGCAAGGAGGGGUCAUCAAGGUGACCUGUGGGUCGAAUGCGCGCACCGCCGUGUCCGAGAGCCAGUUCCAGGAGCGGCGAGUGAGCAGCGGCCUCCACCUUCUUCUGGACAACGCUUCCUCCCCUUCACGAACGAGGACUUCACCGGGACGGGCCGCCUUCUCAUCAAUGCGCUGCCGUGCGGCAGCGCCGCCAGACAGUUCAGCCUAUUUACCUGAUCAAGGGGUCAUCGAGGUGAACGGCCUCACGGACCUCAAAUGUUGAUCGCCAGGGAUACCCAGAAAUCCUUCAAGACCAUCGACAUGAAGAAUGCAAGCCAGGUGGUGGCCCGCGCCUGGGAGGAGACUGCACGGAGCAUCUAGCACGCGCGCGUUCUUCCAAGUCCAGAAGGAACGGCAGGGUUGUUAACGUUUAUUUUUAGUAAAUUGCGCACAUGCAUUUUUUCAA